CAAUACAGAUGUGCACACGGUGGCAUCCCUGCUUAAGCUGUACCUAAGGGAACUCCCAGAACCAGUCAUACCAUACGCAAAAUACGAAGAUUUUCUUUCCUGUGCCAAAAUGCUCAGCAAGGAGGAAGAAACGGGCCUGAAAGAACUGGUGAAUCAAGUGAAGAGCCUGCCAGCUGUCAAUUAUAAUCUGCUGAAAUAUAUCUGUAGAUUCCUUGACGAAGUCCAGUCUUACUCAGGUGUAAACAAAAUGAGUGUGCAAAAUCUGGCUACCGUUUUUGGCCCCAACAUCCUUCGCCCCAAAGUGGAAGAUCCUCUGACUAUCAUGGAGGGUACAGUAGUAGUCCAGCAGCUAAUGUCAGUGAUGAUUAGCAAACAUGACGAGUUGUUUCCCAAGGAUGCAGACCCUCAGAUGGGACCUGAGGUAUGCAACAACAACAAUGAAACGCCAAAGAAAGCGACUGCGGGGCAGCUGCAGAACAAAGAGAACAACAACACCAAGGAGACAGCAGUGAGGCGCUGCUCUUGGGACAAGCCGGAGUCUCCCCAAAGGGGAAGCAUGGAGAACGAGUCUCCGACUGCUCUGCCAGGCAGCAAGACAAGUAGCCCCAGGAACAGCAUCCAGAAACUAGAUGUCACCAGAAGCCCACCACUCAUGGUGAAAAAAAAUCCUGCUUUUAAUAAGGGCAGCGGCAUCGUCACCAAUGGCUCGUUCAGCAGCUCCGUGGAGGGCCCUGAGAAGAGCCAGACCUUACCAAACUGUGCCCUGCAAACCAGGAGAACGUCGUCCCUGAAGGGACCAGUGACUAAGAUGGGCACACAGAGCGUGCAGAACGGAGGUGUGCGGAUGGGUGUUUCCAGUACCGACGGGCACAGCGGUGCUCUCAGCAGCCGGGGCGCAGGCUGGGUGCCCAACGGCUACGUCACGCUGAGGGACAACAGGCAGAAGGAGUCGGUGAAUGAGGCAGGCCAGCACAACAGGCUCUCCACCUACGACAACGUCCACCAGCAGUUCUCUACGGUAAACUCUGACGACAAACAGAGUGUGGACAGUGCCACCUGGUCGACGUCCUCUUGUGAAAUAUCCCUCCCUGAGCACUCCAACUCCUGUCGUUCAUCCACCACCACCUGCCCUGAGCAGGACUUUUAUGCGGGUAACUUUGAAGACUCUGUGCUGGAUGGACCACCCCAUGAAGACCUCUCUAACCCAGGUGAUUAUGAGAAUAGAAGUGACAGAAGGAGCAUGGGGGGCCACAGCAGCCGAGCCACCAGCAGCAGCGAUAACAGCGAAACGUUUGUGGCCAACAGCACUAAUAAUCACAGUGCUUUACACAGCCUGGUGUCUAGCUUGAAGCAAGAGAUGGCCAAGCAAAAACUGGAGUAUGAGACAAGGAUAAAAAGCUUGGAGCAGAGAAAUCUCACCCUGGAGACGGAAAUGAUGGCCCUGCAUGAAGAACUGGAUCAAGAGCGGAAGAAGUUCACAAUGGUAGAAAUCAAAAUGCGUAAUGCAGAACGGGCCAAGGAGGAUGCAGAGAAGAGGAAUGAUAUGUUGCAGAAGGAAAUGGAGCAGUUUUUCUCCACUUUCGGAGAACUGACAGUGGAGUCUCGCAGACCAGAAAGAGGCAAUACAAUCUGGAUCCAGUGAGCGUUGGAAGCAUAGACUGUGGGACUUUGGGGAAGGGCUUGGGGGUAUUAUACUGUAUCAGGUGGCUGGUCACCUGUCUGAGGCUAGUACUCAAUGUAAUGUUAUAAACCCUUGAAGGAAGAAAUCAUACAGACAUUAACCACUCAUAUCUACAGUGUGUACUUAACAAGUUAUACUCUCUGAAUGCUUCAUGAGACUACUGUCAAGUGUUACAACUGGAUACGUGUAUAUAAAUUUUAAAAAAUUCACCUUAGAGAGCAAAAUAUGUAUCUCAAGAAAUAUUUUAAUGCAAGUCUUGUAUUUAAACUGGUAAAUUGAAAUGUUGUUGCAAUCAAGCUUUAUAUCAAGGCUUUUCUCCCUUGCACUUAACAUAAUAAGCUAUUUUUGGCAUUGUGUUACCAUCAGCUUAUUUUGUAUAUCAAAUGUUUUUCGUUUUUAUUUUUUUUUGUUACCCCUCUUGCUGGGGAGUGAAGAUAAACAGAUAUGUUAAGGUA
This is a messenger RNA of Tauraco erythrolophus (red-crested turaco), 2136 nucleotides long. The record is from RefSeq and is a predicted model, not a curated record. NCBI's taxonomy places the organism in Eukaryota, Metazoa, Chordata, Aves, Musophagiformes, Musophagidae.